Pyrenophora tritici-repentis Pt-1C-BFP is the source of this 1137-nucleotide messenger RNA. The record is from RefSeq and is a predicted model, not a curated record. NCBI's taxonomy places the organism in Eukaryota, Fungi, Ascomycota, Dothideomycetes, Pleosporales, Pleosporaceae.
AUGGCCAAUCCAGAAGCGCCUGUAAUCGGAAUAACAACGGCUGGAACGUCGGUGUGCGGGCUGCCAAUGUUUGGAGAAGACGGUACAGGACAGGCCAAGAUAUCCGAACUUCCCCAGGACAAGCGGGUCGAGAUUUCGGCAGACACACCGACUACACGCAAGAUCCGCAAGAUCUUGGCCGCUGUAUCGAAGAUACCUGAGGAUGAGAUCACAAGCGAUAUGACCAUCUUCCACAUGGGUCUGGACUCUAUUAGCGCGAUCAAAGUCUCUUCCCUUCUCCGCAAACAGAAUGUCAUCAUUACUGUUGGCGAGAUGCUUCGCGCUGGUACCGUCGCCAAGAUGGCAAGGGUAGUGGCUGAGCGCGCUGCUCAAGCGUCACACCACAACGAUCAAGAUGAUCUAUCAGCCAUUCUGGAAUCAUUGCAGGGCUCCACGGCAUCAGCUCAGCAAGAGCGAAAAGCAUUCUGGGAAGCUUAUCUCAACGGCGUUGCGCAGAAGCCCUUGCCACAGCCACCCUCACCCCCAACGGCGCGAACAGAAGUUUUUAUGCCAGCCUUAUUACGGACCAACAACCUCGAAAAAACGACGCGCCAGCACGGCAUCUCAACACAAGCCCUCUUCCUCGCCGCCUACGCAAAGAUUUACUCGAGACUCACCGCAGCCAAUAGUUCCACCGACGUGGUGAUAGGCGUCUACCUAGCAAACCGCUCCCUUCCCAUAGCAAACCUAUCGACAGCGGCCGUACCCACAGUCAACCUGCUCCCUCUACGUGUCAUAUCACCACAGGCACACAGCCUAAUCGAAACAGCAACGCAAAUCCAAGCCGAUCUGCUCUCCAUUAGCAGCCCAGCAAACGCAUCAAGCCUCUUUGAAAUCGGCGACUGGACCGGUGUCAAAAUCGACACUUUUGUCAACUUCCUUUCGUUGCCUGAUGUACAACAGCAAGAGCAAGGAGAAGACACACAGCAGCAUAUCACCAUCAAGCCGACGCAGCAGUGGGAGGAGAGUGUCAACAGGAUCGUCUCCGCAUCCCCAGCAUUGUUGGACAAAGGCGCUGCAGCACAGCUUGUGAACAAACGUGUUAACGACGUGUAUUUGGUAAGUUCCGAAAGCGGAUCCGGGAACAUGCAAAACUAA